Molecule: messenger RNA, 5045 nt
Organism: Formica exsecta
Lineage: Eukaryota; Metazoa; Arthropoda; Insecta; Hymenoptera; Formicidae
Product: spidroin-1-like
Exons: 5
Coding region: 112-3366 (1084 amino acids)
Source: RefSeq, a predicted model, not a curated record
CAGUCGCUCUUGACUCUUCGACCAUCGAGAUAUCGGUGAAACAGACAAAACAAGAAGAAAUAUCGUGCGUGAUAGGCAAAUAAUCGGUUUAUUGCGAAAGUGAAAAUCGUCAUGAGAUUGCUCGAGUGUUUGGUGCCCGUGGUGGUGCUUCUAUUGAUUAAAAAUUCCUCCGCAAGACCAGGUGUAUUACGCGAUUUGGUCGGCGGCAAUGUUGGUAGUUUGCUGGACCCGUUAGGAAUUUUCAAGCCUAAGAGUACAAGCAGCCAAGCUAACGCCCAAGCUAACUCCCAAUCGGUAGGAGGAGGUUUAAAUCUCGGUCCGAUCGGAAUCGGAGGUGGAUUUUCCUCGUCUUCAGCCUCGUCGUCGGCGUCGGCGAACGGAGGUGGUUCGGCUUCAGCGAAAGCGGAUGCUCAAUCUCAAGGAUACGGAGGAUACGGCGAUUCCAACGCGCAAGCGUCCGCUAACGCUAAUGCACAAGGUGGUUAUGGCGGUUCUUCGGGAACCCUGGGGGGUUAUGGUGAUAAUGGCGUGAAUAACGGUUAUCACCGUCCCGGUGUCAGUCAGGUUCCUUAUCAAGUCAGUCAACCGAAUUACGGAAGUCACGGUGGCUCUCAGUCUAAUGCUAACGCUAACGCUAAUGCGAACGCCAACACCAUUGGCAAUGGUGGCAGUGGCGGAGCUUUUCCGGGCAGCUCUUAUUAUCCAGUACCUUCUGGACCUAAGGUCAUCGACAAUGCUAAUGCUAAUGCGAACGCGAAUGCGGCUGCAAACGCCGCGGGUGGCGGUGGAAUAAAUGUGGUCCCAGGCAAAUAUCCUGGCGGAAGAGUAGAUCAGAUAGAAGUAAUUCCGGUAAACACGUUACCGAUCUCUCAACCAACUCCUUCAGUAUAUCCAACGCCCCAACAGCCUUCCUAUCGACCAAUUUCUCAGGGAGUCGGUAAAGGAGACGCUGUGAUACCAAUUGUUAUCGUCGAAGAUUCACCAUCAGCGCAAUAUCCGCCGUAUCAUCAUCGUCCAGGUCAUCAUUAUCACCAUCGUCGGCCGCAUUACGGAGGUAAACCGAAGCAACAGCCCGUCGAGAUCAUCAUUAUCGAGGAGCCAGCACCUAACCAAGCUAAUGGUUACGGAAAUGGUGGUAUUCAAGGAACAUAUCCUGGACAACAAGGAUCUUAUGGUGGCAAUCCCUUCUUAUCAGGCGGCUCGGGAUCAAAUGCCAAUGCUAAUGCUAAUGCUAACGCUAACGCCAACGCUCAAGCAGGUGCAGGCAGUAGCGGCGGUAGCGGCGGUAUCUUAGGAGGACAUGGAAAUUACGGAGGACAACAAGGUAGCAAUUAUCCAGCAGUUCCAUCAAGUCCAGUCGGCGGAAACAAUCCGUUUUUAAACGGUGGAUAUUCCGGUGCCGGUAGUGAUGCCACUGCCAACGCUCAAUCCAAUGCAAACGCUGGAGCCAGUACUACCGGACAUCAAUCGAUAGGUGCAAAUAAUCCGUUCCUCAGUGGCGGCGCAUCCCAUGGUAACGCGGGAGGAGCAGGAGGAGUAAAAUAUCAACCAGGUGGUUCAGAUGGUAUUGUUUUGGGCGAGAAGCCCAAGGGCAUCCCUACAACAUAUCCCGGACAAUUUUCUGGAUCAGGACUUUCGGGCUCGCACGGAUCAGCAGGAGCUAACGCUGGUGCUAAUGCCAAUGCCGGUACUAUUGGAGGAGGACCAGUCAAAAGCAGUCCGAUAUCUGGAUCAGGCGGAUACGGCGGUUCUUCCGGAUCAACCGGUCUUGGUGGUUACGAAGGUCAAGGAUCAGGUGGUCCGAGCUUUGGUGGAUUCGGAGGACAAGCUGGAGGUUCAUCCGGUGCCAAUGCUAAUGCCAACGCUGGAGCUACUAGCGGAAGUAGCGGAACCGUCCUCGGAGGAUCCGGCGGCCAUGGAAGUAGCGGAACCGUUCUCGGAGGAUCUGGAAGUAACGGAGGAUUCGGUAGCAGCGGUGGAUAUGGACAAGACGGCUCUUCUGGGUCAAACCUUGGAGGAUAUGGUUCAUCUGGUGCCAAUUCUAAUGCCAACGCUGGAACUAGUAGCGGAAGUAGCGGAACCGUUCUCGGAGGAUCUGGAAGUAACGGAGGAUUCGGUAGCAGCGGUGGAUAUGGACAAGGCGGUUCUUCCGGAUCAAACCUUGGUGGAUAUGGCACAGGUUCUUCUGGUGCAAAUGCUAAUGCUGGUGCCGCUGGCGGAAGUAACGGAAUUGUUCUCGGAGGAUCUGGAAGUAACGGAGGAUUCGGUAGCAGCGGUGGAUAUGGACAAGACGGCUCUUCUGGAUCAAAUCUUGGAGGAUAUGGUUCAUCUGGUGCCAAUUCUAAUGCCAACGCUGGAACUAGUAGCGGAAGUAGCGGAACCGUUCUCGGAGGAUCCGGCGGUCAUGGAAGUAGCGGAACCGUUCUUGGAGGAUCCGGUAGUCAGGGAACUGUUCUCGGAGGAUUUGGUAGCAGCGGUGGAUAUGGACAAGACGGCUCUUCUGGGUCAAACCUUGGAGGAUAUGGUUCAUCUGGUGCCAAUUCUAAUGCCAACGCUGGAGCUACUAGCGGAAGUAGCGGAACCGUCCUCGGAGGAUCCGGCGGCCAUGGAAGUAGCGGAACCGUUCUCGGAGGAUCUGGAAGUAACGGAGGAUUCGGUAGCAGCGGUGGAUAUGGUCAAGGCGGCUCUUCCGGAUCAAACCUUGGUGGAUAUGGCACAGGUUCUUCUGGUGCUAAUGCUAAUGCUAAUGCUAAUGCUAAUGCUAAUGCUGGAGCCGCUGGCGGAAGUAACGGAAUUGUUCUCGGAGGAUCUGGCGGUCACGGAAAUGUCCCCGGAGGAUCUGGAGGUCAUGGAGGAUUCGGUAGUCAAGGCAGCGGUGGAUAUGGACAAGGCAGUUCUUCUGGAUCGAACCUCGGUGGAUAUGGCGGAGGCUCUUCUGGUGCUAAUGCUAAUGCAAACGCUAAUGCCAAUGCUGGAAGUUCAAGUAAUGUUCUUAGUGGAUACGGAGAUGGUGUUAAAGGAUCAGGCUCUGGACAUGGUGGAGGAUUCGGUGGAUUCGGCGGAUCAGCCGGAGGAGGCUCAAACGCCAACGCUCAAGCGUCUUCUAAUGCAAUUGCGUCCGGAAGUGGCUCGUCCAAAGCUAUCUCCGACGCUGUGUCCAACGCGCAUACCAACGGCGGAUCGGCAUCGGCGACCAGCUCCAGCAAAUCGUCAGCCUUCACAAAUGGAUCAGGAUCUGCGAAUGCCGACGCACACGCGUCCAGUGAUGCAUCUUCUGGAACUUAUGGUGAAAUAGGAUCAAAGAGUUCAGCCUCAAGCCAUGCGUCAUCCUCGGCCGACACCAGACAUAUGUUGAUCUUCAGUUAAACAUUGUGAUACAACGAAACAUACAGACGAGGAUCUCCUUAACUGCAAGAGCGACAUAAUACUCGUUAUUCAUGUUUUGAUACUUCACGAGUAAACGUAACCGAUGCGAAUAUGACGCAGUUAUUACUUAGUUUUAUGACGGAAUGUUAUAUAAAAUUAGAAACGUAUAUACCAUGACAUUAUCUAAUAAUAUGUUCAAAUUUAUAAUCAUGAGUUAUAAAUUUGUACGCAUCUUUAAGAAUCAUGAUCGUCAAUUGAAGCUGUUCUCGAAAUUGGAAUUAAUUUGAUUUUGAGAAUAGACAUUUUCAUUUGCAUACAUUCUUGAGCAUUUAUUAGAGAUUGUAUAAGAGUAAGUAGAUAAUCGAGAUGGUUUUAAAAUUUCUAGUAUAUUUAGAGCACUUAAAAAACCUUAACUUAAUACUUGUAUUUAUAUUUGUCCCACGAAAUACACUAGAGACAGAUCAAACAUUGUUUUGCUCAAUAUGAGGAAAUAUUUGACUAAAAUUAAAAAAUUGCGAUGUUAGAAUUUAAGAUAAACAAUCCUUUGAAUACAAGUGAAAAGAAAUAAUCUAUAAACGAAACUGAUGUUUAAAUUAGUUAAUCGAGGAUGACGUAUCUGUCUCAGAUCAAAUCACUUUUAUACUAAGCAUUUAUAAGGUUUUAACUGAAUACUCUCUUUUUACUUAUAAGUAUACUUAAAUUAUAUAGCUGCGUUUAGAUCGCCUUCUUUUAACUUUGGACCUGUGAUUCAUAUGAAACGUGCCAAAAUGCUGAAAUAUUAUAAUAAUUAUAAGAAUAUAAGAAACAAUAUAUAAUGUACUCAAAUGUUGUCCGUGAAAUUCAAAUCCUGGUUAAAAUAAUUAUUGUUUUAUCUUUUAUUUCUUGCUCUUUGCUUUAUGCAAUACGUUCGUAUAAAAAGAAAUCGUAUUGAUUAUUCUUCAGAUUUCGAAAAAUAAAUGCGGUUUCAAUUGUACAAUUCAUAAAGAAUAAUUGCUGAAUAAGAUCUUCGAGAGAGAUCAAAUUAAAUAUAUUUGCAUCUUUCUGCAUUUUCUUUCGAAAUCAUAGAUUAACAGCAUACUUUGUAUUCUAUGUCGUACAGUUUUAUUAGUAAUUUAUCCAAAAGCACUAAUACUUUAAAUCAACAAAUCACUUACUAAAUAAUCCUUGUUAUUUUUUUCAUUUUUUAAUAUUGUUUUGUGAUAAAGACGUGAUUGUAACAUAUAUUUUUUUUUAAAUUUGAUAACAAUAUUAAAAAUUGUUGAGGUAGAUUUUUUAUGCCUUUCCUCAACGUCACAUAAUGUUUAGUUAAUAUUUAUUUGUAGUACUGUUUUUUAUAAAAACGUAAUUUCUAUCUUUAAAUUGUAAUUCUUUGCUUGUCUUUAGCAGGCAAAGAGAAAAGAGAAGAGAGAUUUCUAGAUAUUUCUUUAAUUUGGCGCAAGAUAAAUUGUUUGUGUAACUUGAAGUAUACUUUCUGCGUGACAAAAACUCUCGCGCAUUUAUCAGCAGACACGACAAUGGCAAUAUAUUUAUAUUUUGUCAUAUCAUAUCGUAUGGUACAAUUUAAAUCAGCUUUUGUCAUAUUGCUUAAAUUUUUUUUACAAGGCAAAUCUAUAUCCAAACAAUGUAACAAAUGUGUAAAUAUAAGAAAUAAAAAGGCCUAUAAUUUAUGUCUACUAUUA